AUGUGUCUCAAGACCGAAGCUUAUUACAUGGAAUGCAGCCACCGCUUCCCGCACUCCUUCAGCCACUGCACCAAGAUCAUCGAGGAGCGCACGACGAAGGGCUGGUGGCCAUUCUCGUUGAUGAACGCGGACCCGUACAAGGAGUGCGACGACCAUCGGUUAGAGAAGAAAAACAGCGAGGGGUUGUGUCCGACUUGCGACUGGGAGAUGAAAGAGAAGCUGAAGCAGGCAGCCAGCCGUCCAUCAAAGCCACAACAGUCUCUCUGCGCUACCUCCAACGCAACAGUCCGCCCUUCGCCACCUAAGAUGUGCACAAAGCUCAAAACCCACUUCUGGAAGUGCGGCCACCGAGUCCAAACAGGCAUCGAGGUGUGCAGCCCCUGGGCCGAGCGCUCGCAGAUCCUCGACGCCAACGGAAAAUGCCCGAAUGACUGCAUCUCGGUGGAGAAGUGUGAUGCGAAGUGUUGGGAUUGCAGUAUGGAGGUUGACAGGCCGACAUUUGAAGAGGCUCUCGACAAGCUGCGUUCAGACCUCCGGGGCCGGGCGGCAGGCGUGGGGAUGCAGGGAGUUUGA
Messenger RNA from Pseudogymnoascus verrucosus, 573 nucleotides. RefSeq lists its product as uncharacterized. NCBI's taxonomy places the organism in Eukaryota, Fungi, Ascomycota, Leotiomycetes, Thelebolales, Thelebolaceae. The coding region runs from base 1 to 573 and encodes 190 amino acids. The record is from RefSeq and is a predicted model, not a curated record. The transcript is spliced from 2 exons.